AUGAUCCUUCCACGAAUACAUUCCCUUCUCCGUACAUCCAUCCUUCGCCGUACGCUGACUCAGCCAACAAGAUCAAGGAUAUUUUCUGCAAAUUAUGCAAAUGCAUUGUCAAGAUUCAAGCGUUCGCCGGCUGAAGAAGAAUUGGUAACGACACAUAGGACGAAGUCGGAUACUCCUGGGUCACCGUCAGAUCCGACAUCACUCCGUGGGAGUGAAGCCAUGACGUCCUCUAUAGCGAUGGAUUAUGAAGUUGGGGAGUUUUUGGACAAGGUGAAAAAGGAAAGCGAAGGAACAGAAACCCGCGGCUAUACUGUAAACUUUGGGCCGCAACAUCCGGCAGCGCAUGGUGUUUUGCGAAUGAUACUCGAGCUUCGUGGCGAACAAAUAGUUCGAGCAGAUCCGCACAUUGGACUUCUUCAUCGCGGAACGGAAAAACUCAUCGAAUACAAAACUUACAUCCAAGCUCUUCCGUAUUUUGAUCGGUUGGACUAUGUCUCGAUGAUGGCUAAUGAACAGUGUUAUUCAUUGGCGGUGGAAAAAUUGUUGAACGUCGAAAUACCAGAACGGGCGAAGUUUAUUAGGACGAUGUUUGCAGAAAUUACCAGGAUUAUGAAUCACAUUAUGGCGGUUAUGACUCAUGCGAUGGACAUUGGGGCUCUGACACCGUUUUUAUGGAUGUUCGAGGAGAGAGAGAAGCUAAUGGAAUACUAUGAACGCGUUUCAGGAGCCAGAAUGCAUGCAGCAUAUGUACGCCCUGGUGGCGUUGCACAAGAUCUUCCACUAGGUUUACUCGAUGAUAUUUAUCAAUGGUCAACCCAAUUCGCCACACGCAUAGACGAAGUCGAAGAACUUCUAACCGCCAAUCGCAUCUGGAAAGAACGCACGAUCGAUGUUGGUGUCGUAACAGCACAACAAGCGCUAAACUAUUCCUUUUCGGGUGUAAUGCUUCGUGGAUCAGGCAUUAAAUGGGACCUUCGUAAGAUGCAACCGUAUGAUGCGUAUGAUCAAGUCGAGUUUGACGUUCCUAUUGGAACGAAAGGUGAUUGUUAUGAUAGGUAUUUGUGUAGAAUGGAGGAGAUGCGGCAAAGUUUGAGGAUUGUACACCAAUGCUUGAAUAAGAUGCCUUCGGGAGCGAUAAAGGUUGAUGAUUGGAAGAUUACACCGCCAAAUAGGGCAUCCAUGAAGGAAAACAUGGAGGCGUUAAUACACCAUUUUAAGUUGUAUUCGGAAGGGUUUUCUGUGCCACCUGGUGAAACUUACACUGCGAUCGAGGCUCCGAAAGGAGAAUUUGGUGUUUACCUGGUAUCUGACGGCACCAAUCGACCGUACCGUUGUAAAAUCCGGGCGCCUGGAUUUCCUCACCUUGCAGGAUCCGACUUUAUGGCACGUGGACAUUUUAUACCAGACAUUGUUACAGUGAUUGGCACGAUGGAUAUAGUGUUUGGCGAGAUUGAUCGAUAA
Paraglomus brasilianum is the source of this 1461-nucleotide messenger RNA. Lineage: Eukaryota; Fungi; Glomeromycota; Glomeromycetes; Paraglomerales; Paraglomeraceae. The record is from the annotation of a GenBank genome assembly.